UUUGCAGUCUCGCAGGCCCAGCAAAGACACCCUAGGACUUGGCUGGGAAGGUGGCGGGGGCCUGCGGGACGCAAGGCGCUGGGCCCGGGGCCGGCCCCGGGCGGGGAUGGGGCCGAGCGAGGGCAGCCGAACUGGCCCUGCCGCUGCUGCUGGGGCAGCUGCUGGCGCUCACAGGAGGCGGAGGCGCGUUCUACCUCGAGGUCAGCGAGCUGGAGGAGAAGUGCUUCAUCCAGGAGAUCCCCGAUGGCACAGUAGUCAUAGGUAACUACAAGACCGAGCUAUACGACCCUGCUAUGGAAAAGUACCAGCCCUCCCCGCAGUGGAUCAAUUUGUUCGUGUUUGUGAAGGACCCCGAGAACAAGAAUCUGCUGGCUCGUCAGUACGGCCCUCGGGGCAGCUUUACCUUCACUUCUCAGUCUCCCGGAGAGCACCAGAUCUGCCUUCACCUCGAGUCCAUCCGGUUCGCCCUCUUCUAUGAUGGCAAGCUGGCCAUUCACUUGGACAUGCAGUUGGGUGAACACACCAAUGAUUAUACGGAACUUGCAGCCAAUGACAAGCUGACCCUGCUGCAUCUGCGCAUACAGCAGCUGGUGGAGCAAGUGGAGAAGAUCCAGAAGGAGCAGGAGUACCAGAGGUGGCGAGAGGAGCGCUUCCGGCAGACCAGCGAGAGCACCAACCAACGGGUGCUGUGGUGGUUCAUUCUGCAGACCUUCAUCCUUGUGGCCACUGGCAUCUGGCAGAUGCAGCACCUCAAGAGCUUCUUUAAAGCCAAGAAGUUGGUGUAGAUGAGCCCCAGAGACCAGAGGCUUAGCCCCCACUCAUUCCCCUUCUGCUGAAUAAUGGGAAGUGGCCUGGCCUGGUCUGUCUCCUGGCUUCUCCCACCCCUCCCAACCCUGAGGGACUUCCUUGUUACUGGUGUGUGUGUGGGGGGGGGGGGACAGAGGACCUCUUUAAACUGGUUUCUGAGCCAGGACUUGGGAGAGGAUGGGUUUCAAGCUGGAGACAUGUGGGUGGGAGGAGCUGUAGGCUCCUUUGCUGCUCUGUGAGACUGAGCAGGAGCGGGGUGAGUGUUACCCCAACCCCCACGUUAAACAGGAUGGGUAAACUAAGAGUGAAUAUAUAUUAUAACUGUCAAAUUUUCUGACCUAAA
Molecule: messenger RNA, 1150 nt
Organism: Delphinapterus leucas (beluga whale)
Lineage: Eukaryota; Metazoa; Chordata; Mammalia; Artiodactyla; Monodontidae
Product: transmembrane emp24 domain-containing protein 9-like
Source: RefSeq, a predicted model, not a curated record